GAUUCCACUCUUUUGUUAGAUGAAUUCAUUUCUGUGUCCUAUAAAGAUAAACGUCCGCCGCAUAUUCCAUCACCUCGUCCUCCACGCCUACCAAGAUCAAAACGAGCCUAUGUAAAAUUUAAUGAUCCACCUGAUGUAACAAACGGUACAAUGGUUUUUUGGGAAACACCUUCAAAUAAAACCAUAAUAGUUGGUCAAUUUAGUAGUGGAUUUAGUGAAGGAGAUGAAAAGAAGUAUACAUUUAAAGUUUAUAAUGAAACUUCAGAACUUAUAGAUUUAAAACCUAAAGAUGAAACUUUUGAUAAAUUAUUUAAAAUUCGUUCUGAUGGUGCUACUGAUGCUUUCCUAUUUGUUUUGGAUACUCCUUUGGUAACUGGUAAUCAUAGUGUGGUUGGAAAUUAUUUGGUGAUUGGACGACCUGGUUCUUUACUUG
Racocetra fulgida is the source of this 433-nucleotide messenger RNA. The record is from the annotation of a GenBank genome assembly. NCBI's taxonomy places the organism in Eukaryota, Fungi, Glomeromycota, Glomeromycetes, Diversisporales, Gigasporaceae.